Messenger RNA from Kwoniella mangroviensis CBS 8507, 1647 nucleotides. RefSeq names its product ATP synthase subunit beta, mitochondrial. The transcript has 4 exons. Lineage: Eukaryota; Fungi; Basidiomycota; Tremellomycetes; Tremellales; Cryptococcaceae. Bases 1 to 1647 code for a protein of 548 amino acids. Gene Ontology annotation, molecular function: proton-transporting ATP synthase activity, rotational mechanism; ATP binding; ATP hydrolysis activity. The record is from RefSeq and is a predicted model, not a curated record. Gene Ontology annotation, biological process: proton motive force-driven mitochondrial ATP synthesis; proton transmembrane transport.
AUGACUCUCGUCUCAAGAUCUGCUAUCCGUCUCUCCAGACGAGGUGGUCAACAGCUUAGAAACGCCCGUGCCAACGCCGCUUUCUUCAACACAGCUGCCAACCAAGCUCAAAACGUUCUCCCAAAGUUCAACGCUUCCAGCUCUAGAGUUCAAGUCCCCGCCAAGUCUUCUAUCAACUCUGCUAGAACCUACGCUACCCCUUCCAACCUCCAAACCGGUUCCAUCAAGACCGUCAUCGGUGCUGUCGUCGAUGUCCACUUUGACUCUGAGAACCUCCCUCCUAUCCUCAACGCCCUCGAUGUCCAAUUCGCUGAGGGUCAAGAGAAGCCCGAAGGUGGUCGACUCGUGCUCGAAGUCGCCCAACACUUGGGUGAGAACACCGUCAGAUGUAUUGCUAUGGACGGUACCGGUGGUCUCGUUAGAGGUCAGAAGGUCGUCGACACUGGUGCUCCCAUCAAGAUCCCAGUCGGUCCUGCCACUCUUGGUCGAAUCAUGAACGUUAUCGGUCAACCCAUCGAUCAACGAGGUCCUAUCAAGGGUGUAAAGGAAGCUCCUAUCCACGCCGAUGCUCCUGAAUUCGUUGACCAAUCCACCCAAGCUGAAGUGCUUGAGACCGGUAUCAAGGUCGUCGAUCUCCUUGCUCCUUACGCCAGAGGUGGUAAGAUUGGUCUUUUCGGUGGUGCCGGUGUCGGUAAGACUGUGCUCAUUCAAGAGCUUAUCAACAACAUCGCCAAGGCCCAUGGUGGUUACUCCGUAUUCACCGGUGUCGGUGAACGAACUCGAGAGGGUAACGAUUUGUACCACGAAAUGAGAGAAACCGGUGUCAUCAACCUCGAGGGUGACUCCAAGGUAGCUCUCGUGUUCGGUCAAAUGAACGAACCCCCUGGAGCUCGAGCCCGAGUUGCUCUUACCGGUCUUACCAUCGCUGAAUACUUCCGAGACGAGGAGGGUCAAGAUGUGUUGCUUUUCAUUGACAACAUUUUCCGAUUCACCCAAGCCGGUUCCGAAGUGUCUGCCUUGUUAGGUCGUAUCCCUUCCGCUGUAGGAUACCAACCUACCCUCUCUACCGAUAUGGGUGGUAUGCAAGAGCGAAUUACCACCACCAAGAAGGGAUCUAUCACUUCCGUGCAAGCCGUUUACGUGCCUGCCGAUGAUUUGACCGAUCCUGCUCCUGCCACCACCUUCGCCCACUUGGACGCCACCACCGUGUUGUCUCGAUCCAUCGCCGAGUUGGGUAUCUACCCCGCUGUCGACCCUCUCGAUUCCAAAUCCCGAAUGUUGGACCCUCGAGUCGUCGGUGAGAAACACUACCAAAUCGCUACCCGAACUCAACAAAUCCUCCAAUCUUACAAAUCUCUCCAAGAUAUCAUUGCCAUUUUGGGUAUGGAUGAAUUGUCAGAAGAAGACAAGUUGACCGUCGAACGAGCCCGAAAAAUCCAAAGAUUCAUGUCUCAACCUUUCGCCGUAGCUCAAGUUUUCACCGGUAUUGAAGGUCGAUUGGUACCCCUCAAGGACACCGUUGCUGCUUUCGAGGAAAUCCUCGACGGUAAACACGAUCACAUCUCCGAGAACUCCUUCUACAUGGUCGGUGGUAUCGAAGAUGUCAAGGCUAAGCACGAGAAGUCCCUUAAGGAACAAGGUAACUAA